Messenger RNA from Striga hermonthica, 828 nucleotides. The record is from the annotation of a GenBank genome assembly. NCBI's taxonomy places the organism in Eukaryota, Viridiplantae, Streptophyta, Magnoliopsida, Lamiales, Orobanchaceae.
AUGGAGAAAGAACACAUUAAUCGGGCUUUUCAAUUACUAGAAUGCUUUUGGAGUUUCCUCCGCAAAUGCAUAUUCUCAAUCCUCUCAGUGGGCCCCAUCCCCCGACACAUUGCCUUCAUCAUGGACGGUAACCGAAGGUACGCCAAGAAGAGGAACCUUCAAGAAGGGGCAGCGGGCCACCGGGCUGGCUUCUCGGCCCUCAUGAGAAUGCUACAAUACUGUUACGAGCUUAAUAUUAAAUAUGUGACCAUUUACGCCUUCAGCAUCGACAAUUUCAAAAGGCGUCCGGAGGAGGUACAAUCCACCAUGCAAUUGAUACAGGAAAAAAUCGAGGGCUUAAUCGAGGAGGAGAGUAUAGUCCACCGUUAUGGGGUUCGAGUCCACUUCAUAGGGAACCUCAAGCUCCUUAGCAAGCCCGUUCGAUCGGCUGCCGAGCGGGCCAUGCAGGCCACCAUGCAAAACUCGAGGGCCGUGCUCUCGAUUUGCCUUGCCUACACAUCCACGGACGAGAUCAUGCGAGCAGUCGAGAAAACAUGCAGCGAGAGAAAACGGGCGGUGCUUAUUUCGGGGGACGAAGGCGAGUGCCGUGUCGAUGUGGCGGAUGUUGAUAGGGCUAUGUAUAUGGCGGUUGCGCCCGACCCAGAUGUUUUGGUACGGACCUCGGGCGAGACCCGGCUGAGCAAUUUUCUGCUGUGGCAGAGCACGUCUACCUUACUGUACUCCCCUGGGGUGCUCUGGCCGGAUAUCGGAUUCCGGCACCUGGUGCUGGCGGUAUUGGAUUUUCAGAGAAAUUUCACUUAUUUUGAGAAGAAACAGAAGCAAAUUUAG